Leptopilina boulardi is the source of this 3154-nucleotide messenger RNA. RefSeq lists its product as uncharacterized. Lineage: Eukaryota; Metazoa; Arthropoda; Insecta; Hymenoptera; Figitidae. The record is from RefSeq and is a predicted model, not a curated record. Bases 2138 to 2551 code for a protein of 137 amino acids. The transcript is spliced from 2 exons.
UAUUUAAUUGCGUUAAAAUUACUUCCAAUAUAUUGAUUAUACAAUAGGUACAUUUAUGCUAUUUUGUUUAUAUUUCCCAUCUGCAACAAAUUUUCUAGAAAAUAUUAAAAAUAUUAAGAAAUAAGAAAAAUUUAAAAUAGAAAAAAUUUAUAUUGAAAUAAUUUUCAUCACUUAAUUUUAACUAUUUUUAAAUUUAGCGCCAUUGUCAACAGUUUUGCGUUAUAUAGUUGGUAUUUGUACUUGUUAAUUCACAAGAUUCCUAACCUAAAAAUUCAUUUAUUUAAUUUCGUGAAUUUUUGUAAAGCAGCUUCGAGAAUUAAAGUUAUAUGUCUAUAUUUAUGAAAAAUAAUAAUUAUUUUAUUUAGAAUUUAAUUUUUUUUAUACCUAACUAAUAAUAUAAUUGUGAUUAAAGACUCGAUAUAUUAACAUUCAAAUGAAUUAAAAUCUGCCCUUUUGUAAAUUCCCGUAUGAGAUCCCGUAUAUGGAAUUCUAUAUAAGAUCUCAUAUAGGAUCCCACAUGGGAAUAUGUAGUAUACUUAUUUAAAAAAAUAUGAGACAUAUUUUAGGUUUUAAACACAAAAUAUUUUUGCUUUAUAUAAAAUGAACUCAAAAUUUUGUCCGAUUUUACGUAAUUUCUUACCGUUUUUGAGAUAUUCACAAAUCUUAUUUUUCAAAUUUCGACCCCAUAUGGGAUCCUAUAUGGAAUCCUGUAUGGACACUGAUGAGAUUCUUCUUACGAGAUGUUCUUAUAAGAUUUCGUAUAGAAUCUUAUAUAAGAAACCAUAAGCGAUCUUACAAAGGAUCUCAUAUGGGAAUUAAUAGUAGGGUGCCUAAUAAAAUUUUUAUCUACAAAAUAAAAAUAAUAUUACAGAUUACACUCAAUACUAUUUUAUAGAAUUUUAACAAUAUAACUCUUAUGUCCUGUUCCACUAACCUAAAGGGCCAUCAAAUUUCUAAUCGCGUUUCAUUAACUUUUAACCGGCCGUUAUCUCAAGUUAACUUAUGUUAACAUUGACAUAUAUAUAAUACUUCGUAUUUAUAAAAAAAUGUAAUAUUUGGACAAUUUGUUAUUAUUGGAUUCUGAUGGUGACUUAAACCUAAUUUAGCUCGAAAACAUGACAUUUUUAUUAAAAUAUGGCUCUGUACCUGAAACAAUAAUUAUCUCAAGUAUUUAAAUCUAAAAAAUUAUGUAAAUUCAUUGAGAAUUGUGGCGUCAAUACAGAAUUUUGUAAGUAAAUAUUGUGCACUUGUAGCAAAUGACAGUCAUGUUGUCUGUGAUUUUGGGUCCAAUGUAGGUAUCUGACAUCUGUUGGCGAGCGGGCGUAGUACCAUGCGUACGCGAGUUAUCAAGUGAAAACAUCUUCGAAUGUGAUUAGAAUAUUAAUAUUCUAAUGAUAGGUGAAAAGUUUCUCAAAGAAAAGAGAAACUUUUCAUUUCAUAAAAACUCAAAAUUUUUUGUCAGGGGAAAAACAGAAAAUAUCGUUGAUAAUGAUUAAAUAUGAAAAUAUAAUUGAAAACCGAGAAAGUGAUGUAGUUAAUGUAAAAAUAAAAAAUGAAACGUGGGUAAAAAUAGAAUUAGAAUUAAAUAGCCAUAGCAGAGCUGUUUAUCGUGAUUGAAUCAUUGGUGGUAUUGCUUGAUUCGUAUAAUUUUAUAUUCAAUGAAUAUUUAAAAUAUAUGAUGUAUAAAUUAAAAAAAAAAAAUACCUUUCUGUCGCAGGUUUUCAAUUUCUUGUAAUAAAUGGACCGGGCAUUAACCUAAUGAACGCAACAAUAAUAUUAUUUUUAGAAUAUUUAUAUCAAUAAUAUAUUUAUUAGUUUUCAUUAAAUGUAUAUCAAUAGUUAGAUAAAAAAUACAAAAGAACUGAAAAAAUUACGUCUAUAAUUUUUCAAUUGUCAUUAAAUUUGGAAAUAUCUUACGUAAUUUGUAACAGUCAAAAUCUAUUAAGAAAUCAUUACAUCGUAAAUUAUACAACAAUGAUGAUUGAUAAGUAAUUCUUUAAAUACGAGUAUCUCAACAUGAGAGUUAUUCAGUCUACUAAUUCGUUGCUGACACCACUUCUGAGAAGCAAAGUUACAAUAGGAAAAGGAAAAGAAGAAAGAAAGUGAAAAUCUAGUUUCGAUUGAAGAGCAGCAUACAAUGUCUACCGGAGAAGAGGAUUAUUAUUGUAGAGUCGAGAAUGCACCCGUCAGCUCAACAACACAUGUAAAUAACACUGAAGCAGUUGCUGCAACCGCUGGUUCAGAUAAUGCGAAAAAGGUAGAGAAGAAAGAGAGUGAAAUUUUAGAUUCGACUAAAGAGCAGGAAACAACCAAUACCGAAGAGGAGGUUAAUUACUGUAGAAUAGAGGAUGCACCAGUCAGCUCAAAAACACAUGUAAAUAACACUGAAGCAGUUACUGCAACCGCUGGUUCAGAUAAUGUGAAAAAGGUAGAGAAGGAAGAGAGUGAAAUUUUAGAUUCGACUAAAGAGCAGGAAACAACCAAUACCGAAGAGGAGGUUUAUUACUGUAGAAUAGAGGAUGCACCUGGGUACAUAAAAAAAGAUAAAUAACACUGAAUCAGUUACUGCUGUUACAUCACUAUAAAAAUUUAAAAAUUCUUCCUUAAUGUAACACAUUUGUAUAGGCAAAUCAAUGUAUAUUCAAUAAAUGUACAUAUAAUUGUCAGAUUUAAAGUAUUAAACAUUAUUAUAAUUAUUAAUUAUUGAUUGCGACAAAACAUCGAAGAAUAUUAAAUAUUAAAUAAAGCACCGAAAAUUUCCUUAAGAUUCAUUGAAGGUUUAAACGUUAACUUGGGAGUAUUGAAUCGCCAAGUUAAGGGGGAAACCAUAUUACGACGCUGUUUUUUAGCCGUUUUUCGGGAUUUUUUUCAAAAGGGAUAAAAUUUUUUAAAUGAAAUGCAAGAAUCACAUUAUAUUGCACAUAUAUUUAUCUGUGUCUCACAAUUUUUUUAAGCAUUUUUAUUAAAAACAUUCCAAGUUAGCAGCCAUUAAACCUGGAGCUGUGCCGUCUGAGUUUAUUAUUGCUGUGCAAUGUAGAGUCCACAAAUUUGAUCUAAAAGCAAAAAAUGAAGGUUAUUCACGAUUUAUACAAAUUUUAUUAUUAAUUGAACUAACUUUUAAGGGAAAAUAUUGAAAACUUGACACUACUUUUAA